This is a messenger RNA of Cynoglossus semilaevis (tongue sole), 2508 nucleotides long. RefSeq names its product BUD13 homolog (gene bud13). Gene Ontology annotation, molecular function: RNA binding. Gene Ontology annotation, cellular component: RES complex; U2-type spliceosomal complex. The coding region runs from base 16 to 1599 and encodes 527 amino acids. The record is from RefSeq and is a predicted model, not a curated record. Gene Ontology annotation, biological process: mRNA splicing, via spliceosome. NCBI's taxonomy places the organism in Eukaryota, Metazoa, Chordata, Actinopteri, Pleuronectiformes, Cynoglossidae. The transcript is spliced from 10 exons.
GAAAAAAACUUUAUCAUGGAUAGGCCUCCGUCUGGGGCCAUUUUGUCCCACCUCACUUUCCGUAGUUUCCGCAAAACAAAGAUGGCGGUUUCCUCUGUAAGUAGCUCUGUUGCAGGGCUUUCUAAAGCGGAGUAUUUAAAACGUUAUUUGUCCGCGGAUGAAGACGGAAAGAAGGCAAAAGGGAAAAUUAAGAAGAAACGACCGAAGGUUGUCAAGAAAGGAUUCAAAAUCGUUGACGAUGAUGUAGAUUGGAGACAGACAGUUGAAGAAGAGAAGGCGGUUGAAGAGGAAGAAGACGAGGCUCCAGUGAUUGCUGAAGUGAUUGAUGAACGACCAGAUGAUGUCAUUCAGUUGGAAAACUUUAGAACCAGCAACAAGUGGAAAAUCAUAGGAGUUGAUGAAGACGAAGAUGGAGGAAAUGAUUCAACAGAGCUGUCACCAAGGAAACAUAAACAAAAGACCCGCCAUGGCUCUACAGAAACAUCGCCACCCAAAAGGGCUCGCCAUGAUUCUCCUGAUGUGUCCCCACCCAGGAAACUUCGUCAUGAUUCUCCUGAUGUAUCGCCUCCUAGAAGAGGUCGCCAUGAUUCUCCCGAUUUGUCCCCUCCAAAAAGAGUUCGCCAUGAUUCUCCAGACAUUUCGCCUCCCAGAAAAGCACGCCAUGAUUCUCCAGACAUGUCCCCUCCAAGAAAAUCCCACCGUGAUUCUCCUGAUUUGUCUCCUCAUAGAAGAGGUCGGCACGACUCUCCAGAUUUGUCACCUCCACGGCAACGUUCAAGGAAAUCUGGGAAAACACAAAGUAAAGAUUCAUCUCCCACAAGAAGGAAACACAAAAGGCCAGUGGAGAGAGAAGAUUACGAUCAAUCUCCAAAAAGGUCUUCAAAAAUGAGACAUGGCUCUGACUCUGACCAGUCUCCUCCCAGGAGGCGACCACAAACUGGAAAGAACUCUGAUGGUGAUCUUUCUCCACCUCGUAGACCUGGCCAAUCACAUGGACAUAGAAUGCUUUCUGGUGGAAAGGCAGGUCUUGUUUCUGUGGAUGUUUUAAGAAAAGAGAAGGAAGAGAACCGACAAAGAGAGAAAAACAACAAACCGCUUGAAGAGGAAUCCCGAAAUGCCCACACCGUGUUUCGAGACAAGAGUGGUAAAAGAAGAAAUUUGGACUUGGAGAGAGAAGAACAGCAGAGAAAGGCUGGAGAAAAAGCAGCGAAGGAUGAGAAAUAUGCUCAGUGGGGUAAAGGGUUGGCCCAGGGUGAGAUGCACCAGCAGAAACUUGAGUAUGCUCUACAAGAAUCCCAGAAGCCGCUGGCUCGUCACUACGAUGACGAGGACCUGGACCGUUUGUUGAGAGAGCAGGAAAGAGAAGGAGAUCCGAUGGCAGCGAUGCUGAGACGGAAGAAGAAUCGCACCACAAAGACAGAUGAUAAACCUCGGUACAAAGGCCCACAGCCACCACCAAAUCGCUUCAAUAUUCAACCAGGAUACCGCUGGGAUGGAGUUGACAGGUCAAAUGGAUUUGAGCAGAAAUACUUUAAGCGGUUGGCAGAUAAAAAAGCAGGUCAAGAGGAAGCCUACAAGUGGAGUGUGGAGGACAUGUGAGCUGAAGUCCAGGACUGCUGAACUUUUAUUUGACUAAUUCCAAGGACAAGCGGACAUUUGAGAAAAUUAAGUAAGAUCCUCAACUUUAGUCAUGAAAAGACAAAAUGAUAAAGAAAAAAUUAGAAACCUGUCAUUGGACGCUAUGCUUCCACCAUUUAAUUUGUUCCUCUAACUAAAAUCAUUGAAGCCACAUUUUUUGGUCAAACAAAGUAGAUGGCUGAGGUAAGGCAGCGAUGAGCUGAACCUGAUCUCAGGGAAAACAGUCUCUCAAUAUUUGGUUUUAGAUCAUGCCUUUUUGUAUAUGAUUUAUAUUUUCAGAUAGUUUGAUUGAGGUAGUACUUGUACAUACAGUAAGUCUUUUACAUACUUAAAAUUGAUCUAAUUCAAAACAAAUUAUUUGGCGAUGCAACGAGAACCUCUGUCACACUGAGCAGGGUGCCUUUGAGCCUCUGCAACACGUUUUUCAUGUUUUAUACACACAAAUAUAUAAUAUCAUCCAAAGUCAUAGGUUCACCCAAAGUAUAGGAGACUGCAAAUAUGUUUUAAUAUUGACUAUCAGAAAAUAAAACCAUAGUUUUAUCUUCUUCUUUUUUUUUUUUUUUACAAAUGAUUUUCUAUUGGAUUCUGAUACAUUUGUAACCAGGGGUAUUAUUAUUAGUCUUUAAGAAUAUGCUGAUUGUAAAUUUGUGGAAUUUGCUGGGUGUAACAGAGCGCUUUAUUUGUUAAAAUAAAAUAACAAAAAAACAACAACAACCUCUGCAAACCAUUUUGAUAAUUUGGGGAAAAUUUAUUACAUGACAAAAGACCUAAGACCUAGAAAGACCUGUACAGAACAGUAAAAGACUGUUAUAAACAUUGAGAUUUGUCAAUAGAUGUUUGUACUGUUUUAAUAAAUAAUGGUUUUGUAAA